AUGGGACGGAGAUGUAAACAUAGGAUCUAGAGAAAGAUUCCUAGCACACUUCUUAUCGCAAGAAAAAUUACAUAGAUGGCAAUAUGAGCUAAUGAAUCUGAAACAAGGAAAUGAAAAGAAGUUAGCAAACAGAGUAGAUGCAGGAGGAAUUCCAGACAUCUUUAAAGUACGAAUGUUCUUGAGUGGAUUAAAUAAUGAACUAGCAACUUUAGUUGCAAUUCAAAAUCUAGUUAAUUUAGAUGCUGCUAUUACUCAAGCUAAAACUUCAAGUUCUAUGACUGUUUUAUUAGUUGAUACAUGUACUGGAAUUAAAUUCAUUUCUCCUAGAGCUAAUGAAAUUUUGGCUAAUUAUCAAGAUUAUAAAGUAGAAUUUAAAAUAGAAAAAAGAGGUACAAUUGUACAAGGCCUUGACUUAUAUGAUGAAAAAGGAAAUUUUGUUGAAUCAUUAAAGCCAGCAAAGGGAACUGAUAGUUUGUCCAAUAUUGAAUAUGGGGCUUGGACAUAUGUAAAACUUGAAGUUCCUUCAUCCAUUCCAUUACCUGCUAGAUUUAAGCUUAAAGUUUUGGCCACAACUAAAGACGACUUGCCUUGUUCUAAAUUUAGAAAUGAUGCAGACCACAAAGAAUUUCAUGCUCACUCUGUAGUCCUUUAUAGUAGGUCAUCAUAUUUUCAUAGGUCAGGUGGGUUUAUUUUUGAAAAUGAUUGGAGUGAUUCUACUGGAACAAAUAAUUUUCUGUUUUCUAUUAAAAUCGAUGAAUAUACCUAUGAGCCCAAUAUUAUUCGGGAUAACGAUAAAAAUAGAUUUUAUCACUCAUUUAUAGAGGCGUUCAAAUCCUCCAAUGGAUUUAAAGAUUGUUCCGGAAAGUUCUUUUUGUAG
This is a messenger RNA of Funneliformis mosseae, 877 nucleotides long. The record is from the annotation of a GenBank genome assembly. NCBI's taxonomy places the organism in Eukaryota, Fungi, Glomeromycota, Glomeromycetes, Glomerales, Glomeraceae.